Molecule: messenger RNA, 5100 nt
Organism: Acanthopagrus latus (yellowfin seabream)
Lineage: Eukaryota; Metazoa; Chordata; Actinopteri; Spariformes; Sparidae
Gene: lmln
Product: leishmanolysin-like (metallopeptidase M8 family)
Exons: 16
Coding region: 1161-3161 (666 amino acids)
Biological process (GO): proteolysis; cell adhesion
Cellular component (GO): cytoplasm; membrane
Molecular function (GO): metalloendopeptidase activity
Source: RefSeq, a predicted model, not a curated record
UUCCAGAACAUUUUAAUGUGCUGCUGAUUUUCUCAUUUGGGUCAGAAAAAGUCAAGAGAACGGAGUCCAGCUGCUCCCAAGUAGCUGACAUACAUACUGAAGUAUACACACAUAAAUACAAAUACACAGGAACUCAAAAUAAAAGAUUUGUUACAGGAUCGUCUGAACCCAAGGCUACGGACAGCAGAACAACAAUCAAAUGACUUCCGAGUGGUUCAACUUUAAAUUGUUCCUGAUUCAUUUUCUAUCAGUCAGCAGAACACAAUUUAAUUGAACUGGACUCAGCGACUGAACAGGAUAUUGACAAACACACAUUCUGAGCAGAGAAGAAGACGAGUGGUUGGACAGGAGGAUGAAGGUGGUCAGGCAGACAGACACAGAGCCUCCUUUCUUUCACCAUCAAAGGCUUCAAUAUCCAGCUGAACUGGAACAAACAUUUAAUCACAUUUACCUUGUCUCUGAAGUUAAUUAAGUUUUAGUGACUGUCUGUCGGUGUGUGGGAACCAGCAUCACACACAGGAAGUCAGAAGAAGCGUUUACACAUUGUGUUAAUGGACUGUGACAAUAUCUUCAAUAUUGUUAAUAGAUUUAUCAGUUGAAUGUAGGAGUGUGUUCAAAUGGGUUUGGUGUUUAAAGAUAUGUAUGUCCAUAUACAUUUACUCACCAAUAGUCACAUUCACAUUUUCUAGCAUAAGUUUUUUGGUUCAGUUCAGUUUCGUGUCUUUGUGGGUUUCGGUUGGAACAAGUAUCGGUACCGCGGCGCCUCCUAGUGGAUAAAUCCAACCACGACAAGGAGCAAACAGAAACCCAGGCAGAGUGACUGCUCUGUCAAUACACGAUCUUUGUAGCCCAAUGCCUGUUUCCGUAUAGAAAUGUUUGUCUGAGUGAAUCCUCUCGCCGACAGACGAUCUUGGUCUUUUCCCUGUCCCCUCUCAGCUGACUCCCGGUACCAUACCAGGAGAUUUUACCUUCUACCGGCCGGUGUUUCUCCUCCUGCGGGCUCUUCUCUUCUCUGUUUGCCGUCAGGACUUUUUGCGGGAUGUUAGCAUGUUGUGAUUCAGCCUGCGAGCGAUGAAUGAAACGAGCACCGAGCGGACCGGGCCGACGGAGGUUCUGUUGACGUCGGGCUGCCGAGCCCCGCUGACCGGGCCGGUGGGAGGAUGGAGCCGAGGCUGAGAGAUGAUGGCAAGCCGUCCGUGUCCCGGUUCCUCGGCUCGGCCCUCAUCUUCUCCAUCCUGGCCGUGUUAGCGAGCUGCCACGGGACGUGCAAACAUCGAGUCCCCGCUCCCAGCGAGGUGGUCCAUCAUGUGUACCUGAAGCCUGAACGUUUGACUAAAAGAAGCUCUCCUGACGACCUACAGCUCAAGAUAAAGAUCAUCUACGACUACAGUGUGGACCAACUUCCUGCUGACAAGAGGAGGCUGGUGAAGGAUAAGCUGUUUCCUCAGGCCAUUGAUUACCUGCAGAGAGCAUUCAGUGUGAGGAGGAAGGUGGGCCCUGUGCUGCUCAGCAGACAAUGUGCCACCAACCAGUACCUGAGGAAGAGAGAUGACCCUCAUCGUUACUGUCAGGACGCCUGUGCAGACGUCACUCGCUGUGGCCCGGUCAUCGUCCCACAGCAUCACCUGCAGCAAUGUAAGGUGUGCAGUGAAUCGGGGAAGUCCUGUGGCCCUCUGGGGCCCCCUGAUGGUCCUGGAGUUGAAGGGUCAGAUUUUGUGCUGUACGUGAGUGGAAUCACCACCGAGCGCUGUGGACAGGAGAACAUCGUGGCCUACGCUGCUUAUUGCCAGCUGGAGGCAGAGCUGGACAGGCCAAUAGCGGGCUACGCCAACCUGUGUCCCAACAUGAUCUCAUCUCAGCCUCAGGAGUUUGAAGGGAUGCUGUCCACCGUCAAACACGAGAUCAUCCACGCUCUGGGGUUCUCAGCAGGCCUUUUUGCCUUCUACCAUGAUGAUGAUGGUAAACCUCUGACUCCUCGCUUUGCCAGCGGCCUGCCUGCCUUCAACGAGAGUCUGGGUCUGUAUCAGUGGAGUGAAGCCGUGAUCAGGAGGGUCAGCAGGCUGUGGGACAUCAGAGGAGGCGACAUGGUCCGACACCAGGUCCACGUCCUCGUCACACCUCGAGUCGUGGAGGAGGCUCGCAGACAUUUUAACUGUCCCAUCUUGGAAGGGAUGGAGCUGGAGAACCAGGGCGGGACGGGGACAGAACUGAACCACUGGGAGAAGAGACUGCUGGAGAACGAGGCGAUGACGGGCUCCCACACUCAGAACCGGGUGUUCUCUCGGCUAACUCUGGCCAUCAUGGAGGACAGUGGCUGGUACCGGGCCAACUACAGUCUGGCCCAGAGGCUGGACUGGGGCCGCGGCCUCGGCUGUGACUUUGUCAUGAAGAGUUGCAAAUUCUGGAUGGAUCGCCAGAGACAGAGACGUCACUCUGUGACUCCGUUCUGUGACACGGUGCGAGCGUCUCCUCUGCAGCUCACCUGCAGACAGGACCAGCUGGCUGUGGCCGUCUGUAACCUUCAGAGAUAUCCUCAGGAGCUGCCGCUGGAGUACCAGUACUUCGAGAGGAUUCCUGAUAUAUCAGCUGAUCAGCUGUCGUUGUUCGGCGGUGCUGUGGAGAUCGCCGACUUCUGUCCCUUCAGUCAAGAAUUCAGCUGGCACCUGAGUGGAGAAUAUCAGAGGAACUCUUACUGCAGAGUGACCGAGAACCAGCCAGAUUGGUGGAGGAACUACGGAGCAGAGCAGUAUGGACCACACUCUGUAUGUUUGUACCAGAAGUCAGCUUUCAUCAUGGAGCAGUGCACCAGGAAGAUGACCUACCCUGACUGGGGCUCUGGAUGUUACAAGGUGUCCUGCUCGUCUCAGGGUCUCGUGGUGUUCGUUCAGGAUCGUUCCUUCCUGUGUGUCCGUAGAGGGCAGCUGCUCAGUGUCAGCGUCAGAGUCAACGACUGGGUCUAUAACGGCGUCCUGAUCUGUCCUGCCUGCACCGACUUCUGUGAUGACUGCCCCCUCCCCCACCAGCUCCCGCCCAUUAACACCUCCAGGAGUAACCCCAUUGACCCGUGCUCCAGCUCUCCUGGUCUGGUCGUCACUCUGUGGCUCCUGCUCAUCAACCUGCUGCCCCUGCUGGCCGGACUGCUGCUCUGCAACUGCAGCUGAUACACACACACACACACACUCACACACACACACACACACACACACACACACACACACACACAAAGCUAGCUGGAGACUUUGACACAUUUCCUUCUUCCUCUUCAUCAUUCCUCAAUUCGUCUACAUCUUUCUUUGUUUUCUUCAUUUGUUCUUCCUGCUCCUAUUUCUCCUCCUACUCCUCCUGCUCCUCCUCUUCAUCUGUAUCUUCAUCUCUGUCAGGGAUAUUUCUUACUGCUGCCUCAUUCAGGUCCAAAACACCCAGAACAUCAACAACCAUUCAGAUCGUUUCUAUGGCUCAGACGGGCUGGACUCUGUCUCCUGAUUGGUCUGAGCUGCAGAUGAUUUCAGAUCUUCCUGAUGUUUCAUCAGACUGUUUCCUUCCUGCUGCAGCGACUGAAGAAGUAGAUUAUUGAUCUCUGAUCUGUUCUGGAACAGAUCUAUGUGAAGAUCACAGUGAAGUGAAUCAGACUUCAGCUGCCUGUCUGUGAACCCAGAGGAAACAUCACGCUCACCCGCUGACAGGAAGUAGGAAAGCACUUUCCAUCAGAACACUUCAGGUCCAAGUAUUUCUGUGUGCAUCUGGAUGGAUAAAAGACUAAACAUUGUUUUAAAUCUUACUUUUAAGGUGAAAGGUCGGUGUACCUCCUCUGAAUGAAACAACCUCCGGAUGGAUGAACAUGUGAAGAUGUUAGUUGGAACAUCAGUUAGUGUCCCUGACAGGACUGAAACAGAUUCUAGUUUAUUUAACAACACAUAAUGACCUCAGUAUUUUAUUAAACGUGUACAAUUUAACAAUGCAGAUUAGAUUUGGUUCAGUUUUCAGACCAACCUGUUGUCUCAGUGAAUCUGACGGUGCUUCAUAUCAAAGAGUUUAACACUACAUCUAUACUGUUACAGGACAGUUUAAUUAGAACACAGUGUGUGAGAUCUGAUCAGUGAUCAGCAGUCUGAGCAGGGUGGAGGAUGAAGGCUGCGUUCACUGUCGGCAUGUUCUCACAGGUUCAUCUCAGCGCGCUGAUGUGUUUGUUCACAUCCUGAAGAGGAACCCUCAGUGACAUCUGAGGUUUAUAAGCAGGAGGUGAACCUCCUAAUGAACUUCCUGAUUUAAUCAUCACUUCCUGUUAACGUCCAGCCUGUGUGACGUGUGUGGAUGGUGGAGAGACGACUGAUGAAAAUGUGCUUGUUGUUUUUAUCUGAAGUUGAAUAUAAAGUCAGUGUGAUGGAAGGCAGCUGAUGUGUGACCCCACAGGCACAUUUAAUGAUUCAAAGUCACUUUGAGGAAGACUGAAGUCACUUCUCACUUCACAUAUCGUUUUUUUCUUCUGUUGUAUUUACUUGUUGCUCGUUAGUUCAUGUUUACCUUCAUGGUUUCAUUAUCUUUAGAUUAAACACAGUGAAGAAGAGCUGGCCUUAAUGUUCAAGGAGUGUUUUUAUUUAUUUAUUUAUUUAGUCCAAGUCUGUCUUCAGUCCGUCACAUCCUCGUGUCCCUCCUCCUUCAUGUUUCUGUUUAAUGACUCAACAGGAAGUCAGGGCAACUGUUUGUCAACAGGAAAUGGAACAUUUGUUGCUGGAAGUUUUCUGAUUAUUUAUAUGAACAGUUUUAUUGAUGCACUGUCUAUCUUUACGCUUAGUCAUAAGACUGAGAUUAUUUUAAAUGGGCAUUUCACCCUGUUGUUUUGAUCCCGUCUGAUAUUUUAGUGAAGAUGAAGACGACUGAAGCUGCAGAGUCCAGAACUCAUUCUUUAAAUCUUAAAGUUGGCUUCAGUUAAACUAUAGACCGUCCAGAUGUUCCCUGUUGUCCUUCGAUCAAACAGAUGGUAUUGAUCUUUAUUGAUCUGAUGUUCUGAUCUGCUUGUUUGUUUCUUUGUAGAAAAAGGGCUGCUUUUUAAGACAAAUCAACUCUGAGACAUUUGUCCAAAUAAACGCCGUCUGGAUGUCC